AUGUCCGCUUUGCCACCCGACCCGUAUAAGAUUUUAGGUGUUUCCAAAGAUGCACAACUCGCAGAAAUUCGAAGUGCCCACCGAAAGCUCGUCCUCAAAUGCCACCCCGACAAGGUCCAGGACCCGACACUCAAGGCCCAGAAGCAAGAUGAGUUCCAAAAGGUUCAGCAGGCCUACGAGAUCUUGAGUGACGAAAACGAGCGAGGCAAGUACGAUGACAAUGUCAAACUGGCCGAGCUCCGCAAGGAGAUGGCCAAGGGCAUGUCCGCCAACACUUCGGCUCCCAGAGCGCCUGCCGCCAGAUCCUACGAGGUCCGCACCGCCGAGCCCCGACCGGAUACCUACAAAACGACAUACCGUGCCUCCCCCGGCGGCAAGCCCAUGUACUCUACCGGGUACAAUUCUCGAUCUUGGGACGAAGAAAUUCACAGCAGAUCAAAUUCCAUCUUCGAAGAGCCUAGGGCUCGCCGGGCCGCAAGUUACGAGAAAAAUGACGAAAGAGAUCGAGAGCGGGAACGUGAACGCAGACGUAAGGAUGAGAGGGACAGAGAACGCGAGGAGCUCGCCCGUGCCGCAGACCGCAAAGAAAGGGAGCGCGAGAGGGAGCGUGAAAGAGAACGCGAUAAGGAGCGAGAACGCCAAGAACGCAAGGCGGCCGCCGAAAAGGCCGCGGCCGACAAGGAAGAGCGUCGCCAAGAACGCAAGCGCCAAGACAAGGAGAGAGAAAAAGAUCAGAAAUCGCGUAAACACAAGCCUGCCUACAUCGAAGACGAUGAGUCCAACUAUUUCGCCAACACCAAGGAGAAGGAGAAGGACAAGCGGUCUCGCUCAAUCCCGCCUGGAGGCGCCCCUCUCCGUGAAGAGCCGCCUGUGCCGCCUGCUGAUGCCAAAGUUUCCAAAUAUGCCGACACCAUGCUGUACGCAGCCUCAUACAUGGAUCAGUCACGCAAGGCAGUUCACCCGGGUCUGAGCCGUGCCCAAACCUCGUACGAGCCUCGACAUGUGCCUGCCGCGGUCCCGACGCCACCCGCUGCGAUUCCUUUCGCUCCUCCUCCCAUUCCUACUGAUACCAGUCGCAGAUCAAAGUCGAGACGUUCAUCUGAGACCAAGACACGAGACAAGUCGAGCCAUAAGAAGUCAUCACCCACGAAGGAAGCACCAGUUCCGCCACCGCCCAAUUUCGCUUCCGCGGCAUUAUCACCUGCGUCCACCUCGCCGCCUAAGCACUUGGGCAGGGCGGCUACCUUCAACGAUGGGUACAACCGUCCUCCUCCUGGUCCUGUCAGAGCUCAAACAUUUUCUCACUCUGCCGACGUUCGGGGCCGUGGCCGCUCAAGGAUGCAGCCACAGCAGAUUUUGAGCGAGGAUUCGGAUGAUUCGGAGGAAGACCAGCGUCAUCAACAAAGGAGUCAUCGACACAGAACGCACUCUCCCGAGGCUAUGCCGUAUGAGACUGGCCAACGAACUCGAUACACCGUCAACGCUGGAAGAGCAGUCCCAGUCGCUGCUGAGGCUGCAUACGCUUCCGCCUAUCGCGACGACUCUCCUCCGAGGAAGUCCAAGCAUACCGACUAUUACAGUGUCCGCCCUUCCAUGCCGUCUCGGGAGGCAAGCUACCAGAGCUCCAACCCGUAUUUCCAAAAGGUGAAGACGGCGAGAUAUGAUGACGUCCAGUACACCAACCUCCCGCAUCGUUACCGCGAUGAGUAUGCAGCCUACGCUUAG
Messenger RNA from Colletotrichum acutatum, 1725 nucleotides. RefSeq lists its product as uncharacterized. The record is from RefSeq and is a predicted model, not a curated record. NCBI's taxonomy places the organism in Eukaryota, Fungi, Ascomycota, Sordariomycetes, Glomerellales, Glomerellaceae. Bases 1 to 1725 code for a protein of 574 amino acids. The transcript has 9 exons.